GGGCCCGGUGCCGCAGCCGCACCUGCGCCUGCGCCGCCGCCCCCGGUGCCGGUGCCGCCGCCGCUCCGUGCCGGCCCCGCGGGGCUCCGCGCUGCUUCGGGCGGGCCGAGCGGCGGACCCGGCCGCGGCCGAGCUCAGGGUCAGGAUGGCCACCUCAACUCUGGAGAACCAGCUGCAGAGUGCCCAGAAGAACCUGCUGUUCCUGCAGCGGGAGCACGCCAACACCCUGAAGGGGCUGCACGCGGAGCUGCGCCGCCUGCAGCAGCGCUGCACAGAUUUAACCUAUGAACUGACUGUAAAGAGUUCAGACUUGUCAGAAAGUGGUGGUUCAAGAAGUGAUGAACUCAAAAGUAAGUGCAAAGAUCUGGAAGCUCAGCUGAAAAUCAAAGAAGCUGAAAACAGUGAAUUGUUGAAAGAACUUGAACAAAAGAACGCGAUGAUCAUGGUGCUGGAAAACACUAUUAAAGAAAGGGAAAAGAAGUAUUUGGAAGAGUUAAAAAUGAAAAGCCAUAAGCUCAACAUGUUGUCCAGUGAACUGGAGCAGAGAGCGAGCACGAUUGCGUAUCUGACCUCGCAGCUGCACGCGGCCAAGAAGAAGCUGAUGAAUGCCAGCGGGACUUCGGAGGGGACCCCCUCUGGCAGCCCCGUGCUGUCCAGCUACAAACCGUCCCCUCCCAAGGACAAACUGCCGGAGACGCCGCGGCGCAGGAUGAAGAAAAGUCUGUCCACGCCGCUGAACCCCGAGUUCGAAGAGGCCUACAGAAUAGGGUCGGAGAGCCGGAAGCUGGUGCUGCGAGAGCCCGUGGAUGCCAUGCCCGAUCCCACCCCCUUUCUGCUGGCCAGGGAAACAGCAGAGGUGCAUCUGAUCAAGGAGAGGCCGUUGGUCAUUCCACCGAUCCCUUCGGAUCGCGCGCCCGGCGAGUCGCACAGCCCCGCCCGCGAGAAGCCGCACAAGGCGCACAUCGGGGUGGCUCAUCGCAUCCACCACGCCGCGCCUGCCCAGCCGCAGGAGGUGGAGACCCUGGCAGUGGAUCAGGUCCAUGGAAACAAAGUGGUCAGAAAGCACCCGGGGACAGACAGAACUGUCUGAGAGCACCACAGCAGCGCUGUUCCGUGCUGGUUAUGCACUGUGAGCCUGUAGGGUAAAUAGCACCUGCGGUGAAGUUUCUUUUGAUGCCCCAUGCAUGCCAAACUCCUCCCGGGUACAUCAUUAAUACAUUCUGCUCUAAUGAAACCUCCUAGGACUGUGUUCAUAUGGCAUAUGGUAUAUAACCACUCCAUGCUGUGGCCAAAUCAGGGGGACCUGACCGCUUGCUUCCAAGUGUUGCUCCAUUUAGUGUAACUGCACGUGUGGACCGAGGCGUGGGCUGUGUUGGUGAGCGCUCUUAGAGAGGACACCCCUCCCUCACACUGCAGCCACACGUGGUUGCUGGUGAUGUUUGACCUGGCAGGGGUUCUCUUGUCUCCACUGUGUGUGUGAGCACUCCAGAGCCAUCACUGACCUCUGCCACAGCCGCUCUCGCAGCAGCACUGAAGGUUGGGCACGUGUACGUUCACUUUAAUGACCUAAGGAUGUCCCCAGAGCCCCAGCAAGCACUACUUGAUUAAUCCUAAAUACUUUGGUUUGUGGCUUUAAGUAAAAUAUGGGUGGGGAAAGCAUCAUUUUAUGAGGGUUAACAACUCUCAUAGGAAGAGUAUGAACACUGGGUUGUUUGUGGGGAUCGUUUUGGGUUUUUUUUAAUCAAAUAGCUUCACAACACAUUUUAUGCUAGUCAGUACACUGCACUUGUAGCACCUUCCAUACUGGCUCCGAGCUCCUUUUCAGGGAGGAAAUGUAACUGGGUAUCCAAUAUGGAAAUGGUUCUUUAUGCUCUAACCUGCACUUUUUUUGUAAAGGGAUUCUUUUUGUUUCCUAAAAACCUUAUUCUUGUUCUGGGCAUCAUCAGACCAGUGCCGGCUGCUGCCAGCCUAGAAACCUGAGCUGCCCUUCUAAAAUGUGAGUAUUUAGUUGUAAGUGAUGUAACUGAUCCAUACAGGAGAACCUGGCAUCCUUGAUUUCUGUCCUUGUGGAUUGGGAUGGACUUGCCUUGCACUUGACCAGAUUCCCCUACUCCUUUCUAGUAAGUAGCAGGUAGACCCAACAGCUGUUAGACUACUUGAUUCUUUUUUUUUUUUUUUUUUUUUUUUUUUUUUUUUUUUUUUUUUUUUCUAGGAAAGAAAGGCAUACUAGGAGCUGGGAGGGUAUGUAGUUUUGGGAUAGGAGCACUAGUCCAUUUUUCUUACAUUCUGUUCACCUCUGCUUCACUCUUGUCUGCAGCCUUUAAGUAGGACCAGCAAGAAACACUGGCUCCCAAAUGCUGCUAAGCUUAUGAUGUGCCUUUAAAAAUUUGGAACGUGUAUUCUCUGUGACAGCUGAUGAAGGAUCCCUGCCUGCCCCGUCCCCUCCCCUUGCCAGCUGUAGUUUGCCCCUUGUAAGCUUUUCCUGCAGCUGUGUUGGUGUGUGUCUCCCUGCAGGGCCAGGCCCUGGCAGGCUGGCAGAGCUGUUCUCCUGCCUGCGGUCCCGCUCGAUUCCCGCAGCAUGACCCUUCCAGCAGGGCUCACCCCGGGCAAGGCUCUGCCCUCCGUCACUCGCUGUCCCAAAGUCCCAGACCCGCCUCAGCCUCGCUGCCUCUGUGGUAGGAAUGUGUUUCACAGGUGGUGGGGAGGGAUCAGAAAGGGGUUGGUUAAAGUAAGGUUGUUACUCUGAGGUUUACUGUUUUUACGUGCUUUGCUUUAACCAGCAGCUGGUUUGGUUACUUUGGGUGUUGGCACCAUAUUUUUAUGGUCAUGUGCUGUAUGAGUGACAAACCGUGCCACUGGUUGGAGGCUGGUGGGAGGCACCGCUUUCAGGCAGUACAGAAGUGAUGCUUUGGGCAAUUAAAGACAUUUCUUACAACCA
This is a messenger RNA of Taeniopygia guttata (zebra finch), 2938 nucleotides long. It is a transcript of the gene CCDC92, whose product is annotated as coiled-coil domain containing 92. The record is from RefSeq and is a predicted model, not a curated record. NCBI's taxonomy places the organism in Eukaryota, Metazoa, Chordata, Aves, Passeriformes, Estrildidae. Gene Ontology annotation, cellular component: centriole.